AAACAAAUCUGGGAAACGACGAACAUAAAAGAACUUUAAAUUCCUGUUAUCCCGUUACCUAUAUACGAGUAUGAUUUUAACAUCAUCUGUAAUUUUCUUUUUAUUUGCAUUAUUGUUACCUAAUUUGUAUAUGUCUAUAAGUGAGAAGUAAAUUAUUAAUGAAAAUUAAUUAAAUUCGAAUCGUCAAAAUUUUGUCUCCAUAGGUAAAUUAAAGUAUUGAGCGCGUUAACAAUAUUUUACAGGGACGUGGAAAAUCAAAAACUCCUGUCUCGCUUAGUUCUAUAGAGGCCCGCGUAGCUUUCGAACGCGUAGGGCGGGCGCCUGCCACAUACUUGUCACCGGCUUAUGGAAAUUCAUGAUUUUUUUUUAUGAAAUUUAAUGUUGAUCUAUUAAUUUAACAGAGAAGAUAUAAAUCUCGUGGAUAUAAAUUGAUAUAUCUGGUUUACAAAUAACAUUUGCCGGUGACCUGAAUAUAGGUACUAUGUUACUCCUCAUCGCAGUGGGGAUAGUGAACGUUGUAACUGUCACCAGUAAUCCUGUUCAGCAGUGUGAGCGAGCGCCAGCGCACGCGCAGCCCGCUGAUUCACAUUAUCGAAUUGGAAUUUCUGGCGAACCAGAUUUGUUUUUACCUGGAGAGCUAUACACAGUUUCAUUGCAAGGCUUAGAUAGCGGACAAGGUCCAACACCAUUUAUAGGAUUCACUAUAUGGGUGGAGAUUGACGAGUUUGUAAAAACCGAGACGAGUGAUGAAGAUAACCCUAACAAGUCUCUGAAUUUACCGUUGGGUGGUUUCCAAUCGUAUGAUGCCCAGACUAAGCAACAUGAAGUGUGUAGGCCAGCAGUCAAUAAUGCUACUGCACAUCCUAAGACUGAGAUACAGGUAAUAUGGAGUUCACCGUCAAAUGCAACAAACUCUUGCAUACUGUUGUGUGCCCAUGCGACUCCAGCUGUUGGUUCGGGAUCUUGGGCAGUACUGGCUCGCAAGAUAUGUCCCGCACCCACGGCGCCCGCGAGCUUUUCGCGACAGCCACCUAUCGUAGAGCCUUGUUGUGCUUGUGACGAGGCUAAAUAUGAAGUAGUAUUUGAAGGUCUGUGGUCUCGUAACACACAUCCACGAGACUUUCCACCUGAGAGUGCUCACGCCCAUUUCGGAGAUAUGAUCGGUGCCUCACAUACUGGGCAGUACAGAGUGUGGCAGGAAGGUAGAGUGGCUAGCAGCGGACUGCGGAGAUUAGCUGAUGAUGGAGUCACCACUGCAUUAGAGAAAGAAUUGAAAGCAGAGAGCGAUCACAUAAGAACGAUAAUCAAAGCUCGAGGUAUAUCCUGGCAACAAGUGGCCAGUGGUGGCAGCCCUAAUACCUUCGCAGUAUUUCGUGUGGACGCUAAACACCAUUUAAUUUCCCUGGCAUCAAAAUUAGCUCCAUCACCCGACUGGAUAGUUGGUGUAUCAGCAUUAGAACUCUGCAAUUCUAAUUGUACCUGGAGCACUUCUGCUACUCUUCCCCUAUAUCCUUAUGAUGCGGGCACUGAUAGCGGACUUACUUAUAUGUCACGUCGCCAGCCUACAGUUCCCGCUGCACCGGUACGAGCACUCAGGCCAGACUGGCCACGUGAUGUGCGCUCACCAUUUUUCAGCAGUACUAAUGAAAUGCGGCCCUUUGCCAGGUUACGUCUUACUCGACUCCGGCUUUAUGAGAAAAGCUGUGACGCUGCCGAAUUAGGCAGUGAGCACGGACAGGAGUCGCCUGCGGGUGGUGGCGCAUGCAGCACGCAUGCGUGGGGCGCGUGGGGCGCAUGUAGCGUCACGUGCGGCGUGGGCCGUGCCUCGCGUCAGCGCCAUUACGUAUGGCCCGCACGUGCUUAUGCAGACGCAUGCCGCGUGCAACUCACCGACUACAAACGCUGUAACGGACCUAGGAUGCAUUGCAGGGCUGUGUCGGAUUACGAGCCAGACCCGGCGGAGUCGACGGGUCCAUGUGCAGUGUCGGCGUGGUCGGCGUGGUCGCCGUGCGAAGGCUGCGGCGUGCGCGCCCGCACCCGUCACUAUUUGUUGCCGCGCGCGCACAAACGCUGCCAUGUCGGCUUCCGUGCCUCUACAGUUAUGAGCCAGGCUAUACCUUGCGAAGCUGGACCUUGCGAUAAACCAACUGGAGCGUAUGCCAAUUCAUCUAUUCUCGAUUGGUUUUUCAGGGACGAGUCGCGCGGUGAAUGCCGCGUGUCGCCAUGGAGCGAGUGGUCGCCAUGCUCGGCACGCUGCGGCCGCGGGCGGCGGCUGCGCACGCGUUUGUAUCUGAUGCCGCCGCGUUUGCAACCGCACCUCACGCGCACAUUACUUGCUGCUUGGCACCGCACCUUCGCCGCCUUGCAGAAUAUCGAUAUUCCGGCUGAAAAUGUGACUGUCGAAGAUCCCGAGGUAGAGAAACUUGUCCAAGAACAUUUAGAACGAUGUCAGUACACGUUGACACAGCAGGAAGCGCUCUGUGAUGGAGACGACAUAUCUUGUAGUCCGCCCGCUGUUUCUUCCGAAGUAUGCCAUUUGCCGCUGUCGGUGGGCCCGUGUCGCGGCUACGACGAGCGCUGGUUUUACGACAUUGAGCGUUUGAUAUGCGAACCGUUCGGGUACAGCGGCUGUGGGGGCAAUGCCAACAACUUCCGCACCAGAGAUCACUGCUUGCAAGUCUGCGUGAAUGUUACCAAAUCCUCUAGCAGUACUACUGCGAGCUCUCACAUCGAGUCGACCACAAAGAAGAAUAAAACACCAUCGAGUGACGAUAACGAAGUGAUACAGAACGAUGUACCCACCAUAGAAGUAGAGGACGUGAAUUGCGAGAUGGGCCCGUGGCUCGGCUGGAGCGACUGUAUCGGGGAGUGUGACUUCGCUGUCAAACUCAACUAUCGAUUGGUUUCGCGCCAGGCUUCAGGAAAUGGAAAAGCGUGUCGUAAAACAGUGAAGAGUCGCUCGUGCCGUCCCGCUCACUGUCAAAAACCUAACUUCACCGCCGACGUCUCCACAUCUGCUCACAUGAAUUAUGAAGAUGAUUAAUGUUAUAGCAGUUCAAUCAAGAAAUAGAUAUAUAAUAGGUCUAACUUUCUGAAACAUAAUGUGUUACUUCAUUUUGUAGGUUCUCUAAAAAUAAAACAAAUUUCUUCUAUAUUACCAUGGCGCUUCCAGUUGCCGAAUUAAUGUGAGAGCUUAGUAUGAGAGGUAUAUGAAAUUAAAUGGAUAUAAUUAUGUGCAAUUUGAUCUCAAGAUAUUUGUCUCUUUUAACAAUUAGACAAUAAUUAACGUUAAUAGUGAUUAGCUUGUGAAGCCGUUAAUAAAAUUAAUAUUUAACAGUAUAUACACUUACAUAAUGUAGUUGGUGUCUCAAAUAAAACAUAAUA
Molecule: messenger RNA, 3384 nt
Organism: Galleria mellonella (greater wax moth)
Lineage: Eukaryota; Metazoa; Arthropoda; Insecta; Lepidoptera; Pyralidae
Product: spondin-1-like
Exons: 16
Coding region: 482-3043 (853 amino acids)
Biological process (GO): cell adhesion
Cellular component (GO): extracellular matrix
Molecular function (GO): serine-type endopeptidase inhibitor activity
Source: RefSeq, a predicted model, not a curated record